Messenger RNA from Magallana angulata, 2588 nucleotides. RefSeq lists its product as uncharacterized. Lineage: Eukaryota; Metazoa; Mollusca; Bivalvia; Ostreida; Ostreidae. The transcript is spliced from 5 exons. Bases 108 to 629 code for a protein of 173 amino acids. The record is from RefSeq and is a predicted model, not a curated record.
AAGCCCAGCCACGGGAAGUAAACAAAGUUUGGAUUUGGGCUGUGCUCUCAGUUGGUCACUGUUUUUUUGACAAUUUCUCAUCAAUUUCCAGGUGUCGUCUCCUUGUCAUGGAUGGAGUAAAGCCGGAUGAUGGAGAUGAAGGUUUUGCAGAAGACAAUACCCCUGAUGAUGAGCUGGUCCCAAUGGACGUUAAUUUAACAGCAGGCGCUGAGGGAGAAGAUGAAGUACUAAAUGGACCUAGAGCAACAGUAUUCUAUACAACCGGUGACCAAGGCGAGGAAAAAGAAUUCUCCAAAGAGGAAGUGGAGGAGAUGAUGAAAUCGGAUGCCUAUCAGAGGAAGAUUGACACCUGUCACCUAUGUGGUAAGUGCUGGUACGAUGGCAACUCCAGUCAGAGCUGUCGUGAAUGUGGUGGUUUCCCCUUACAGCGCCCCUGUCCUAUCUGUGACGGCAGGUGUAAAAAGAUUUGGACCAGGAACGUCAAAUCGUCGCACUCUUUUCAUGAGGCACACUGGGAAGGGACGUGUAAUUUGCCUCAGAAUGUUCAAAGAGCCUACUUCCUCGAAAAAUUCACAGAUUCCUCCGAACAAGUUAUAAUGGAGGGUAUGCAGGACUUAAAAACAACCUAGUGUAUGUAGGCCAGUGAUAUUGACUCUGUAUGACAGAAUGAUGGAGCUGUAGUGGUCAUUGAUUGGAUAUUUAGCAUAAUAUGUCUAUAGAUAUAGCUUUAAAAAGCCUGACUAAUGUGAUAAUUAUAUUCCUUUUUGCAAAUGACUUUUUGAUAUAUUAAAUGUUUAAGUUGCUGGUUUAACAGACUACAUUUGCACCCUCUGUGUUUCUUAAUUUAUUAUGAUUGCUAUUCUAGAGUAGUUAAUAGUUAGUUGCUGAGGUAAACGAGUGACUUUUCACAGACUUAUUAACAUUGCAUGGUGAUGUAACUACAUGUAGUUACAUGUAACAUGCUGGUAGACCAUGUCAUUACAUUUGUACUUUACAUGUAAUUUAUAUUUACUCAUUACACAGGUUCAAAAUUUCAUCGCGUUUAUUUAUUCGUUUUGUUAUGGCAAGCAAUAUUACUAGCCCUACAUAAUUUCUUUGUUGUUUAUAUUUUUUUGGCUUUGAAUUAUAUUCUAUUUUUGUGGAAAAGAUAGCUAGGGCAUUUGGUUGAAUUCAAGAGAGAAUAUCUGGUUGAAUAAAUGAAAAAAAACAGGAAAUAUUUCAUGAUGUGUGUUGGAAAAAGAAGUUAUUUUGCCAUUAGAUACCGAAAUUAAGGAGAAAGACACAUACUAGCCGAUUUCAACGUGUGCUGUAUUCCAGCACUUCUAUUAUUGUGUUUGCUGUAAAGAGGUCACAUUUUGCGGUUUGUACAUUGUUAAAAUGAAAUGGUAGUCUGAAAUUUCCCUGCAGUAAGUCUAUUAAACACUGUGCUUUUUAUUGUUGUACAUGUGUUUAUGAAAUUGAAUUCAUAAGCAACUUGGAUUUCUUUGUAUCCAAGUAGACGGAUAAGUAAAAAUGUUAUUUACACUGUAUUCAAAUUGCUUAAUGUUUUGUAUUGAAAAGCGAUUUUGUUGUCAUUUAUAAAUUAAUCGUUUCAAAUGUCUGUGAGAAAACUUAUCCAACAUUUAUAUUUAUGUACAUGCAGUCUUAAUAUUCCCAGGUACUUUAUAUAUCUGUAAAGCUGUUAGAUAUGCUGCCGUUUUCUUGUGGAUUUAUUUAUAUAUUUUAUUCACUGGUGCAUUGAUAGACUUUUGGCAUCAUGUAUGUCAUGUAGAAUAUCAUUUUAUAAUGACGUGUUUAGGAAACUUUGAAACUUGCUUUUUGUAAUGUAUCUGUUGCAAUAGUUGAGGAUAUAGCGAAUCUGCAAUUUGAUAGAAAUUUAUUGAAUUCAUGUCUACUGAUCAAGUAUGGUGUAUCUCCUCCCCUUCUCCAAUUUUUAUAUUGGCAUUGAUUCUUUUUUUGUUACUAGUCUGUCCCUGGUUUUAAGGGGGCUUGGGUAUUUAGCAUAACCCUAUUUGUACUUGGUCUUCUUUGGACUGAAAAUGAAUUUUAACUGUUGUUCAGUUUGUGAUUCAUUUUGUUUUUUAAUGGUUUGAUGUAAGAAACAUUCAGGAAAAUGCACACAAUUAACAACUACAAUUUAGUGCAAAAUUUAUCCAAACAUUAAGUUCUUUUGAUGCCAUGAUAAACAUGUUAUUAUGUUAUGUUAGAAAAUCUUUAAAAUGAUUUUGAUUUCGAUCUGCUUAUUUUUUUAAGGCAGUCUUGAGAGAAAGAACAUUCAAAGAAAAAAAUAAUUUUCUUACUUCUGUUUAUUUUAUAUUAUAUGAAGUUUAAAGAAGGCCAAAAAAAUACAACAGUUCUUAAAUGAUGGGAACAAGGGGAGAAGUAUAACUGAAUACAAAAUUUAUUUUCUUAUUUUACAUUUGUUGACAAUGAAUUCAAACUAUUUUGUUAAUACUGACUUAUUGGCUUUCUAUUGAGAACUGUGUAAUUGCAUGUAGUAUGUCAUACACAGACAUGUAAAGAUGGGUGUCCAAUAAAUCAAAAUGAUAUUGGAUGUUCUUGGUGUCCAAUAAAACAAUAUUAUAUUG